This is a messenger RNA of Siniperca chuatsi (mandarin fish), 7489 nucleotides long. RefSeq names its product protein phosphatase 6, regulatory subunit 2b (gene ppp6r2b). Lineage: Eukaryota; Metazoa; Chordata; Actinopteri; Centrarchiformes; Sinipercidae. The transcript is spliced from 27 exons. Bases 1032 to 3836 code for a protein of 934 amino acids. Gene Ontology annotation, cellular component: cytosol; nucleus. Gene Ontology annotation, molecular function: protein phosphatase binding; protein phosphatase regulator activity. The record is from RefSeq and is a predicted model, not a curated record.
CUUUAAAUAUAUUUUCCCAUGCACGAAUGGAUGUUUAUGUAUCUUACACAUUGCAAUGACACUGUAAAUUGAGCAUCUUUCACUAAAAAAAAUCUUUUCAAAAAAGAAAGAGAACGACAGUCCCUAAACACUGUCAGGUGUCCAUAGCCAGAGACCAAAGCAAUUUCUUGUAAUACUGAAAUAAUUUGUUUUAAAUUAAUUUUGUUGCAUCUUCUUUACCACAGUUAGAAAAUUAAAGGGAGUUUACUUUUCUUACACAGGAAGGUUUUGUUUAAGAGUUAUGAAUCUGAAUAUCACAUUUUACUGCAGUAACGUUACUUGAUGCCGGAUCACCCAGCUCCUGCCAGCAAUUUUCAGGGUGACAGCAAAUAAACAGAGUCGGUACACAGUUGAUGGACAGCCGAACUUUUGAUUACGUUUUAGGUAUCCGCCAUUUUGAUUUUCAAAUCUGACAGAUUUUUUGUUGCCUGCCUGCUGAAUUAUAAUUUGCACAGUGUCAACACAGCCGCUCGGCAGGCCAACCACCGCGUAACGGCACUGUAAAUGACAUCGCAACCGGGAAAGGGUAGUAUCAUCAAGCUAACAACGCAGUCGUGAAUAGCCAGCUAUGGCCUCCGGGUGACCUGACAGCCAAAGUCGUCGAGUUGCCGUUCAGCUUGCAGAUGACUACUGAUAAAAUGAUGGAUAAAAGGGGGAUGUAAGGUGAAGAUCCCUCUCUAAAAGCCAUUGGUCAGUGACUGCUCCUGCCUGCAUCAUAUAGUGUUCAGCUGUCAUCAUCGCCACACUUCAGUCUCAAGUUUGCACUUUGUUGUAACACAGAUGUCAGCUAAUGCAAGUCGAAGCCAAUCUCUCCUGUGUUUGUGUGUCUGUUGUUAGUAUGAGUGAAGUGGGUGUGUUUGUGUCUUCAUUGAAUUUGCUGAUGCUAAUUGAUGUCCAGGCCAUGCAAUGUCAAUAAAGCAAAUGACUGUUUAGCAAGAUCUGACUGAGGAUACUACUCCUUGUUCAAACUGUACGUGCCGGUGACAUCAGCCAUGUUUUGGAAGUUUGACUUACACACAUCUUCUCAUCUGGAGGCUUUACUGGAUAAGGAGGAUGUCACGCUCACUGAGCUCAUGGACGAGGAAGAUGUGCUGCAGGAGUGCAAGGCCCAGAACAGGAGACUUCUCCUGUUCUUGUGCCAUGACCAGUGCAUGCAGGAGCUGGUCCGCAUGAUUACUACAGAGCCCCCUGCUGGUGUAGAGGAGACCAAGCGCUUCAAGUAUUCAAAUAUAGCAUGUGAGCUGUUGACAUGUGAUGUGGGAGUGAUCAAUGAUAAGCUAGGUAAUGAGGAGCCUCUGCUGGAAACUCUGUAUGCCUUCCUGGAGCAGCCGUCCCCACUUAACCCCCUCCUGGCAUCUUUCUUUAGCAAGACAAUUGGGAACCUCAUCACACGGAAGACUGAGCAGGUGCUUAGUUUCCUGCGACGGAAGGAGGGAUUCCUUUCCUUGGUCCUGAAGCAUAUUGAUACAUCAGCCAUGAUGGAUGUGCUCCUAAGACUUAUCAGCUGUGUGGAGCCACCCCCUCUUCGGCUCGAGACACUUACUUGGCUGAAUGAAGAGAAGUUGGCCCAGAGACUCAUAGAGCUCAUUCACCCUGAGAGAGAUGAAGAGAGGCAGUCCAAUGCAUCUCAGACUUUGUGCGACAUCAUUCGUCUGAGCAGAGACCAGGCCAAUCAGCUCCAAGAGAUUUCACAGCCUGACCCUUUGCUGACUGUGCUGGAGUCGCAGGAGUGUGUGGAGCAGUUGUUACAGAAUAUGUUCUCAGGAGAGAGUACUGAGAGCUGUAUCAUCAAUGGGAUACAAGUUCUUCUCACAUUACUGGAAAUCAGGAGGCCUGUGGUGGAUGGUGUAAUGGAUGCUCAGGGAUUUGAGAGAAGUUACACUGUUAACAGCAGCAUUUUGUUGGCCAUCCAACCACACCUGAUACACUUCCACCAGCUACUUCUGGAGCCACCCAAGCGAAAUCCCAUGCUGACUAGUCUGGGUGUGCUGGAGGAACCAUUAGGGAACACACGUCUGCAUGUAGCCAGACUAGUGGCCUCUCUGCUGUAUACCAGUUCUGCUAGCCACACGGUCGUAGCACAGGAACUCUGCCGACUCAAUACAAUGGACCUGCUUCUGGACUUGUUCUUCAAGUAUACAUGGAACAACUUCCUGCACCUCCAAGUGGAGCUUUGUGUUGCUGCCAUCCUCCGGCCCUGUGCCCAUGAAAUGAGACUUCAGCCUGGCUUGGGAUUCCAGGAAAAAUCAAACCCUCAUCAAGAUUCUUCACAAGAGCAAGCUUUGACUGAAACCCCUUCUGAACCUCCAGUCACCCCUGAAAACUCUGCACAUAAUCUAAUGGUGACUCAUUUGUUUCAGCACUGCCACCUUGUCCAGAGGAUUCUAGAGGCUUGGGAAGAGAAUGAUAAAAUACAGUCAGAAGGUGGCAUGAGAAGAGGGUACAUGGGACAUCUGACCAGGAUUGCCAACACAGUAGUCCACAACCUGGAGAAGGGCCCGGUUCAUACACAGAUUAGUAGCCUCAUCACAGAUCUCCCUGAGGACUACAGAGGGCGCUGGGAAACAUUUGUGGACCAGACCCUGUCAGAGACCAAUAGGAAGAACACCAUAGACCUGGUUGGCAGUGGAAACCCGUGCCCUUCCUCAGAAGAUGAUAUGGAGAGCCCCUUCCCUAAAGAACUGACUCUACAGCAGGCCUUUUCAGACUACCAGAUCCAGCAGAUGACAGCUAACUUUGUGGAUCAGUUUGGCUUCAAUGAUGAAGAGUUUACUGAUCAUGACGACAGCAUUGGGGCAACGUUUGACCGAAUUGCAGAGAUCAAUAUCAACAUUGAUGCAGGCCAGGACAGUGCUAAUACAGCUGUGUUUGAGGCCUGCUCCAAGGAGAGGAUUCAGUCCUUCGAUGAUGAUGAAGAGGACAUUUGGGAGGAGAAAGAAAUCAACUUUUCAACACAAACUAAGUCCCGUAACAGGUUUGGUGGGUCGCGAUCAUCCAAGAGCCAAGUAGCCAGUAAAGCUUGUGAUAGGACAGCAGCUUCUGGCGCUGAGGCCUCUGACAGAGCAGCAGAGUCAGAUUCUGAGGAGGGAGAGGAUCUUAAAGAUGCCCUGGAUCCUUUCUCAAGCCAGGGCCAAACCGAGGCAACAAAGAGCACUGGCUGGAUAGCAGACUUUGGGGAGGUGAACUCAAAGGCUCCUGCAGCAGGAGCGGGCUUUUCAGCCUGGGACAUUCCAGACUCCCAACCAGCUGCCGCAGAGGAGAAAGGAUGGGCCAAGUUCACCGACUUCCAGCCUUUCUGUUGCUCUGAAACAGGCCCCAGAUGCAGCUCUCCGGUGGACUCAGAGCUCAGCGGAUCAGACAACACCAAACCAAACCAGAACCCGUGUGUGUGGAGUGUGUGUGUGGCGAGAAAAGCUCCACUGGUGGCAUCAGACAGCUCUUCCUCCAGCAGCUCAGACAGCGAUGAGGAAGAAGGCAAGACAGAGUCUGCAACCAGUGAGACGGUCACCACAGAGACCAUCACCACAGGGGCUGGCAAGGAGACCAUUCGGCUCACCGUGGACACCAAAAACGAGAGGGCAGUCUUCAGCAGAGUAUUCAGACCAGCAGUCAGACGUGAAGCAGAUAAGGUGCCAGUGGAGGGACUCUCCAUCAAAGACAAAGGGAAAGGCAAGGAGAAAGAAAGCAAGAAGGGAAAGAAACAUGGAGACUGUCCCAGCCCAGCUACCGCCAGCCCAGCUACCCAGUCCGCUUCUGUCACACAAGAGACAGAUCCCUCUGCUAAUGGACCAGCUUAACGACGCAACACAAGCAGACACACGCUUCAUGCCUGUCCAUUCAACACCCAGUCAUGCCACCUUUGCUUCCUGCUAGCAGCCCUCCAAUGCCCUUUUUUGUGUCUGAAGAAUGGGAGAUCCUCAGUGUUGAGGUCAAACAGCCCUUUACAGUAUGUAUGCUGGAUAACACAAAUCUGCACAUGGGUACUAUUGAUCUCUCCUGCACCUUCAUGAUAUAAUUACAACUGAAACGCUUCCAAGAGGAAUGUGUGUUUUAAAGAACAUUUUGUUGUGCCAGACCCCCAAAGCCAAAUUGUGUUACAUAUGAACUAUUUCAAAAUGUGAUUUUCCCAUUGAACUUGGGAAAGUGAAAACACUCUUAUCUGUACUUGUUACCAGCUGUGGCACUUUAAUCCUAAGAAAACAAAUAAAUAAGUCUGAAAUUUGACCUUUAAUAAAUUCAGCAUCAGAAUUUCAGAUUGCUUGAGCAUGUCUGUUCUCUGGGCAUUAAAUCACAGCCCAGAUCAUUUUUCUAUCAGAGCAUUUGACUGUUUACACUUUAGUAAAGAAAACUGUAUUCAAAUAAUCAGCCAAGAUUACAAAAGCCAAGAUGCUUGCAAAGCUAGCUGCUAUUUUGUUCUUCAGCAUUUCAAAGUACAUGCCAGGCAGACAUUUUAUUAGUGCAAAUGUGUGAGUGAUAAUAAUUUGGCUUUUUUCAUACAUCCUACCUAAGUCAUUUCUCAGUCCAAGUAAGAUUUCUUUGCUUUUUUUGUUUAUGUGGAACAUAAAUACUCUCUUUUUGUUAAUUUGGAGCAUCAGAUUUUGGAGCAUCAUGUGUCACUUCCUCCUCAAACCUCUGACAGAUUCAUGUAGAUUAGAGGUGUAUGUGCUGUUGUAUCCGUGUGUGUGUGUGUGUGUGUGUGUGUGUGUGUGUGUGUAUGUUUGAGCUCUGUCUGAGGUACAGAGUGCAUUCUCAGGUCAAAGGAGGUCAAAGAGGUAUGCAGAUACAAAGAAAGCACACCUGUGUAACACACACACACACACACACACACAUAGUGCCCCAUGUAUACACAACCAAAUCUAUACACACAUGCAAAAAACAAAAACAAAAAAAAACCACAAGACACAAUGACGUGCACAUACAAAUUCAUAUCACCCUCAGAGCUGUUUAAAUGUAAUAUUGUGAAAUUUGAACCUGUAUUAGGUUGUGGCUAUUCUUGGUAUCAUGUAAACGUAAUAUAAAUGUAAACAAUAUAUAUAAACAUUAUAUCUAUUUUUGGAAUAAAUCCAAUGUAUGGAAAGGCAGUUGUUUUGCAGGUUGCAAUGUGUGUAUUGUAUGUGUAUGUUGUACCGUUGAAAUGAGGCAAUAAUGAUGUCUGUGUUUCGGUUACCCCAGCAUCAGUUCCUGUUCCUCUGCUACAUGCUUCCUACAUGGAGGUUGGGGAGUGUGCAUGUGCGUGAAUGUCGGUAGUCUGUAGUAUGUCCUCCGUAUUAUUUACUUAAAGGAUAAUUCUGGUUUAUUAGAACUUGGGUCUUAUUUUCAUUCAUCAGUUUUAAACAAAAUACCAGGUUAACCAAUUUUAUUAGGAAGAGAAACCAAAGGUGAACAUUAAAAUAAUAACAGAACUGUCCUUCACAAUGGACUGCUACAACCUUUACCUUUUAGUAUAUAAUUUGUUCGCACAUACUUGUCCUAUGUAAUGAGGAAUUAUUGUCAACUAGAGCUGAAAUUUGUUGAUUAAUCCAAUAGUUGAUCGACAGACAAAUAUUAGGCAACUAUUUCGAUAAUCAGUUAGUCGAUAGUCAUUUUUCAGGCAAAAAUACCAAACAUUACAUACAGUACAUAACAUUUCAGCUUCUCCAUAAAGAUGAUUUGCAGCUUUUAUUUGUCUAAUGUUAUAAUAAACUGAAUAUCUUUGGGUUUUGGACCAUUGGUCAGACAAAACAAGCAAUUUGAUGGCAUGACUUUGGGUUUGUCUCCAAAUAAAGUUGUUUCGAUAAUCUGACUAAACUGCUGGUUGUUUAAAACCUGUUUGAUUGGACUUCAUGGACUUCAUGUUAUUAACAUUUAACUUGUACAAUCUAAUCCUAAACGAUAGAAAUCAUGGCGCACAAGACCAAAGUGGUAAUAAACCAGUAUUAUCAUUAGUGUUUGCCAGACAGUCAUGCUUUAUUUUAUCUUUCUCCUCGUCUCUCUCUUUCUCAGGGCAGGAGUUGACUUUAAUUGCAUAUAUGCCUAUGGAACAAUUUACAUAGAUUAUUGUAUUUAUUUUGAAAGCACUUUUUCAAGAGGCACUUUUGGUUUAUAUUUGGUGGUGUCAAGUGCCACCACAUUAUUCCCCUCUCAAAGAGGUUGGAAUGUUUGACUUGAAUGAGUGAAUCAUGUAAAUACUUUAGUAGAUACUUUUUUCUUCAAUGCUUUCUGCCAAAGUGUGUCUUCCCACCAGUGUACAACUGGGUUUCAUAUCUGUGAAGUAGCCUCCUUUCUUGCAAUGGUCUUACAGGUCUAGAUUUAUCUAAAGCAGUCUUUGUUUGAUCCCUCCGUCAUGUAUUUUUUUUAGUCAUGCGAUGGAGUUAUCCACAGUAGGAGAGGAUGCCACACGUCAAAGAAAGAGUUUCAUUCAUCUUAGAUCACAGAUAUUUAGCUUUUAUCUGUUGAGCACUUUGAGCUGUUUGAAGUGGUUUGAAGCAUUGGUUUAAGUCAGGGUUAGAGGAGAAAAACAGGGCUGUUUUUUGUCAGGGUGUGUAUGGGGUCAGAAUAUGUCAUCCCGCCUUUCACCAAACCUAAGCACUGCGUCUGACCCUUACCUUUUGGUGUGUGUGUGUGUGUGUGUGUGUCUCCCCUUAACUUUGCGAGUGUGGUGCGUGUGCAGUGUAGCUACGGGUAUGGUGUGAUGUUAUGCAUAAUGGCAUGAGGUACAAUACAGUCAUCUUUAAGUGCCAUUAAGUUUGCACAUUAGCCUCAUUCACCUCAUUGGGUAUGUGCUGUAUUGUACAGUGUAUCCCCAAAACUUUAAUUGAGAGACGAUGGGUGUUAAAUUGUUACUUCAUCCCAUUGUCUGUUACUUACACUGAGGCCAUUUCAAAGUUCAAAGGUCCAGUAUGUAGGAUUUAGUGGCAUUAAGCGGUGAAAUUGCAGUUUGCAACCAUCUGAAUACCGCACGUCUCACCCUCCCGUUCCAAGCAUGUAGGAGAAACUAUGGUGGCAACGAAAAACGCGAAAGGCCCUAUCUAGAGCCAGUGUUUGGUUUGUCCGUUCUGAGCUACUGUAGAAACAUGGUGGUGCAACAUGGCAGCCUCCGUGGAAGGGGACCCGCUCCCUCUGUAGAUAAAAACGGCUUAUUCUAAGUUAAUGAAAACACAACAAUUCUUAUUUUCAGGUGAUUAUACACUGAUGAAAACAUACUUAUUAUAUCCCAGUAAUGCCAAUAACGCCUCCUAAAUGUUACCCACUGGACCUUUAAAUCUUUCUGUGUAUGUGUAUGUGGGGGAAGUGGUGUGAAAGACAGCCAUGUUGUAGAAUGCCUUUUUUUUUUUUUUUUUUUUUUUUUUUAGUGGACUGAUGCUGGUAUUUUUUUUGGGGGGGUUGUUUUUUCAUUUAGAGAGUAAUGUGUUACCUGUCGUCAAUUUAGCUUGUACAUUCAGAUAUGAAUCUAAUAAAUAUGUCAGACCUA